UUCCUGUCUGCGCUCGCUGUGCCCUGCGAAGAAAGCGAGGAGCUGAGCGGAAAGUCCAGGACCCAACCGGAGCCACCAAGGAAGAAUGGAAACCGCCGGAGCAGCCACGCCGCCCACGCAGCCGCCGGCGACGCACCCGGCGGUGGCUCCGCUAGCGUUCCUGCUGGGCAAGUGGCGCGGGGAAGGCGAGGGCAGCUUCCCCGCCAUCUCCUCCUUCCGCUACGGCGAGGAGCUCCUCUUUUCGCACCACCCCUCCAAGCCGGUGAUCUCGUACACGCAGAAGACGUGGAAGGCGGCGUCAGGCGAGCCGAUGCACGCCGAGAGCGGGUACUGGCGGCCCCGCCCCGACGGCUCCGUCGAGGUGGUCAUCGCGCAGAGCACAGGCCUCGCCGAGGUUCAGAAGGGUUCAUAUGAUGCUGAAACGAAAACAGUGACACUCCAAAGCGAACUUGUAGGCAACGCGUCAAAGGUGAAGCAGAUCACAAGAGCGUUUCAAGUGACAGAUGGGGAGCUCUCGUACGUCGUUCAGAUGGCAACAAUCACAGCUAGCCUACAGCCACAUCUCAAGGCCCUUCUCAAAAAGAUUUGAAGAUGGCUGCCAAUCUCCUAUAACGAGGCCUCUUCGCUAACCUGAGAGUUGUGUUGAGCAUGCGCUGCUCCGUUAUUACCAGUGGGAAACUUCAAUAAGCUCUUAGAAACCAUCACACAUGUAAACUGCUUUGCUUGACACCUCAUAAUCAACGGUCUCUAUUUUGAUGUUUGGUUCAAGAAAUGGAAUGAGUUGAUCCAAUGAUCCA
Messenger RNA from Setaria italica (foxtail millet), 797 nucleotides. Its product is annotated as UPF0678 fatty acid-binding protein-like protein At1g79260. The record is from RefSeq and is a predicted model, not a curated record. The transcript is spliced from 4 exons. Lineage: Eukaryota; Viridiplantae; Streptophyta; Magnoliopsida; Poales; Poaceae. The coding region runs from base 86 to 589 and encodes 167 amino acids.